Molecule: messenger RNA, 933 nt
Organism: Plenodomus lingam JN3
Lineage: Eukaryota; Fungi; Ascomycota; Dothideomycetes; Pleosporales; Leptosphaeriaceae
Source: RefSeq, a predicted model, not a curated record
AUGUUACCCAGACCCCCAAUCCACUGGAUUUUGGACUUCGACGGCACGAUAACCCAACAAGACACCCUCAACACCCUCGUCUCCAUAUCCGCAGCUACCAAGCCCUCCUUCCCCACCUCUGAACACUGGUCACGGGUCACAAAAGCCUACCUGGACGACUACAGCUCGACACUAUCCCAUCUCGCACCAGCCAAAAAGCUACCAUCCACCCUCCCCGAGGAAAAAAAACGCCUACUAAACCUGCGCCCCGUCGAAGAACGAAGUCUAGCCCGCGUCUCGGCGUCAUCAAUCUUCACUGGCUUAACAUGGCAACAACUCCACACUGGCGCCCAGCAGGCCGUCCACCAAGGCCAGGUAAGACCACGAACUGGCUUCACAACAUUCUAUAACUCCAUCAACUCCCCAUCACAAGCAAAUCCUCAAAAUCAAGACAAAACAGCAAUCCUAAGCGUAAACUGGAGCUCUCACUUCCUUCACGCCUGUCUCUCCGCCUUCUCCCCUUGUCUUUCCCCCACAAUCCUAGCAAACGACCUCGACUCCCUUUCCCCGGCCACCCCUUCCACCCCUUCCACCGGCCACAUCACCCCGAAUAUCCUCUCCAGUGGCGACAAACUACAGCACCUGGAGCGCUUGCGCGCCCAAGACGCCAUGCGCCGUCCCAUUGUGUACGUGGGGGAUAGCUGGACGGAUAUCGAGGCGCUGCUGGCUGCGGAUUUGGGUAUCUGCGUGAGGGAUGAGCCGCUGGGCGAGUCGCAGAGGCAGCUUACGGAUGCGUUGGAAAGGGUGGGGGUGCGGUGUUUAAGGCUGAGGGAGUUGGGGGAGUGGAGGGUUGGGGAAGGGAGGGGAGAGGAGGGAGGAGGAAGGGUAGUGUGGGUGAGGGAUUGGGAGGAGAUUAGGGAGUUUAGUGAGGGUAGGGCUUUUCCCGAAGGAUGA